UUCGUUGGGCCCUCACGGGGGUGGCCCUGGCACCUGCCCAGUUUGCAGAUAACCCCCGCGGUGAGAACCCUGUUGGUAAAACCGCCCCCACCGCGGAAAUGCCAGGGAGACUUGGGCCUUGGACCCUGACUGUAGAUCGCGGUUGGCAAAGGAAGCAGGUGUCAAUAGAGGAGCCUUCCCUACCCAUGCUGGGCCAUCGGCCCCCACAGCUCUUACAUCCGGGGGCCCUUUGCAGGAGCGUCCCAGUGCUCCUUGGCUCCCAUGGUAGCUCAUGGGGAGGAGGAUGGCCUGUGAUGAACCUGGGAUACAGGCAGUUUAGGGGAAUUGGGUCUUCCCUUUCCUUGCACGAUUGGUCCCUGGUUAGUACUCUCUGGGUCCCUUUUUUACAUUUAAUUUACAUACACUCGAUAUGAUACAGUGACACAGCUGAACCGUUGCAGCGCUUUAGCGUAGAUGCUGCCUAAGCCAAUGGGAGGGUCUUUUCUUGGCUGUAGGUAAUCCAUUUCCCUAAGAGGCAGUAGCAAGUUCUUCUGUUGAUUUAGUGCUGUCUAAAUGGGGAUUUAGGUCAGCUUAACUAUUCAACUCACGGAUGUGGAUUUUUCACACCCCUGAGUGAAGUAGUUAGGCUGACUUAAUUUUCUGGUGCACUCCGGGCCUAACAGCUGCCUCACUCUUGCAAGACUGAAUUGGUUAGGGUGUGAUGAUAAAAACUGGAAUCCUCAUUAAUUUGCAGCUGAAUGAAGGGAAGAGGAAACUUCCUCGUCCCAAAAAGAGAGAAAUUGAAGUCCUCAAUUAAGAGGCAUGGGUAUAAAGAGGAAUGGUUUUGGAGUAGGGCGUGGAGACAAAAGGUGAGGAGUGGAGGGGUAUAUGGGGGAAUGGCUUCUUGCUGAAAAUACAGUCAGGUAGGCUCUGAUUCUGCAAACGCUUAUGCAUGUGCUUAACUUUACUACCCUGAGUAACUUCAUUGAUUUCACUGGGACUACUCACAGUAGUAAAGUUAACCACAUUUGCAGGAUCUAGUAGAUCAUUUUUAUACCUUUUGAUUCAUCCUCUCUUGUAACACUGUGCUUUCUCUUCUUUUAAAAACUGAUGAUAGAAGUGAUUUUUUAAAAAUCUGUUUGAAAGAAAAUUCGUAGGAAGUAUUUCUUACCAUUGUCAGAAGUCAAAAAGAAAACGAAUUUGAUCAAAUUAACAACAUUCUGAUGCUGUUACUUCGUAAUAUUCUUUGUAUAAACUUCAGAGUUAAGAAAUGCUUCCAGGUGUGGAGAGACAAGUCAGAAUUGCUGAUAUAAUUGUCAGUGAUCAGUUUCUGAAAUGAGUGGUCAUUCACUUGCCUUCUCAUUGCAAUCUUAUUCAAGUAUGAUGAUUGUAGUUUUAUACUUUAAUUUUGGAAUUUGUCUUAAUAUGUGGUAUGAGUUACUAGCACGCUAUAUGUGUGUGUGUGUGUAUCUAUAUGUUUGUUCCACAUUUUAAAAUAUGUAUUCAGAAGACCCUUUUGGAUGUACAAAUGGACUUUGAUUUCCUGAUUGUAUAGCUGUUCCCUAAUUUUUUUUUCUGCUUGUCAGUAAGGCCAUGUGCCUGUCUCAGCGGUCACUACAUAGAACACUUGACAGCAGAAACUCUGUAUCUGCUCCUGCACUUCUUUCUGGCAGAGCAGCCAACUUGAAAAACGCCUGCAUAGUUCUGUGCUAAUGGAGUUUAAGAACUGUGGUUGGUAUGGAUUAUAGUAUUGCAGUGCUGCAUAUUUACGUAGGCACUAGGUUCAGAAUGUGAUUCUAUAGAUAAUUCUAAAAUCUGGCUCCGUGUUACAGUAAGACUGGCGAAAUAAAUCUGUGCAAUAUCUUAAAACUUAUAUUCUGAAUUAAUACAUAUACAGUCACUGGUUUAUAUAUUAGUUACAUAUAAAAUGACAUAUAAAGAGCUAAUUGUAUAAACUUUGUUAUAAUGUGGAUUUUAUUGGAAAAAAUGUUUGAAGACUGUUUACUUUUGAGUACCCAAGUUAAUAUACAACACAAAAAACAACAGUUACAAGCAUACACUGGUUUAUAGCAUAAAGUUUGAAAAUAAACAUAACUUCUAUAAACUUCAGUUCUGUAUGAAUAAAUAUUUUUAAGAAAAUGUACGUUAUCUCACAGUCUUUUCCUGAUCACCAUACCAUUGCCUAUUCUCAUUCUUGUUCAUUCCUCGCUCUCCUCAAAAGGAUUGACUUAAGGGUUCUCUCACUUUCCUUGUGUUUGUGAGUUGGAGCCAGGAACAGUGAAAAAUUGAUUCUUUCACUUUAUUUUUUCAAGUGAGGAGGUGGUUUUCUUUUCCUCCUCUCCGCAAAGCAUACGGAUAUGGAUGUGAGGCCUGAAGCUACCAUCUCCACCUAUGGUGCUCCUGUGAGCCCCUACUGGCCAAUGACCAGGAAAUCAUAUUGCAUAAGAAACCUGUAGGAGAGGAGGGAAGGAGGUGCAUUGCUGUUAGCUUUUAUGGAGGCAUGAGGGAUAAAUCUGGGCAGUUUUGUUCCAUCUUUAUUUGAAGACCUCAUUUAUUAAGUAAAUUAUUUUUUUCAGUCACUUAAGUCGUCACUUAAGACAAAUGUCAGUGUAAUCAUAAAAUGUAAGAUACUGAGGGAAGAUAAGUUAGACAACUUAUCCCUGUUGUAUUUUUCCUUGUAACUAAAUGUAACAGGUUUAGGGCGAAAAAAGAUUUAUGUAAACAUCCAAGUCUUAAGAAGUCAGGAAAAAUAAAAAAGAAAACACAAAGCAUUUAUAUAAAACAAAUGCGGCAUUCAAAACGAAGUCAUUGCUCUGAGUGGGAUGAUAGAAAAAGCUGGGAUCAAGGAAAGCACAGUGCUCCCCAUAAAUGCAAAAAGAGGUCCCACAGCAGUGUACAAGAAAGCAAACCCUAUAAAUCACAUCAUCUUGAAGUUUCAGACAGUCAUUAUUUGGACGAUAGAUCCAUAAGUGAGAGAGAUCAUCACGACCGGAGAUAUGUUGAGGAAUACAGAAAUGACUUCUGUGAAGUAUAUGACCACAGGCAUUAUCACAGAGGCUAUGAAAAGAGUCACCAUCACCACUAUAGCAGAUCCUCUGGUCGGGGCAGGAAAAGUAGUCACAAAAGGAAGCAUAAGAGACGACAUUGCUCCAGUCACCAUUCACAUUCGAAGAGUCACCGAAGGAAAGGAUCCAGGAGUGUAGAGGAUGAUGAGGAGGGUCACCUGGUCUGUGAAAGUGGAGACGUACUAAGAGCAAGAUAUGAAAUUAUUGCCACAUUAGGGGAAGGAGCAUUUGGAAAAGUAGUGGAAUGCAUUGAUCACAAUAUGAGAGGAAUGCAUGUAGCAGUUAAAAUUGUGAAAAAUGUUAGUAGAUACCGUGAGGCAGCCCGUUCAGAAAUACAGGUAUUGGAGUAUUUAAACACCAUGGAUCCCAGCAGCAUGUUCCGCUGUGUCCAGAUGCUGGAAUGGUUUGAUCAUCAUGGUCAUGUUUGCAUUGUGUUUGAGCUGCUGGGACUUAGUACCUAUGACUUUAUUAAAGAAAACAGCUUUUUGCCAUUUCAUAUUAAUGACAUUAGACAGAUGGCAUAUCAGAUUUGCCAGUCUGUAAAUUUUUUGCAUCAUAAUAAGUUGACUCAUACAGAUCUGAAGCCUGAAAAUAUUUUGUUUGUGGAGUCUGACUACGUAGUAAAGUACAACUCUAAAAUGAAGCGGGAUGAACGCACACUAAAAAAUACAGACAUCAAAGUUGUAGAUUUUGGAAGCGCAACUUUUGAUAAUGAACAUCACAGCACUUUAGUGUCUACAAGACAUUACAGAGCUCCUGAAGUUAUUUUAGCGCUGGGGUGGUCACAGCCCUGUGAUGUUUGGAGUAUAGGUUGCAUUCUAAUUGAAUAUUACCUUGGUCUUACGGUAUUUCAGACACAUGAUAGUAAAGAACACUUGGCAAUGAUGGAGAGAAUGUUAGGACCUCUACCAACUCACAUGAUUAAGAAAUCAAGAAAAUGCUAUUUUCAGCAUGAUCAAUUGGACUGGGAUGAACAUAGUUCUGCAGGUCGAUAUGUUAGGAGACGCUGUAAACCAUUAAAGGAAUUAAUGCAUUGUCAUGACUCAGAUCAUCAGAAUCUAUUUGACCUUGUUCGCAGAAUGUUGGAAUAUGAUCCAGCCAAAAGAAUUACUCUUGAUGAAGCCUUGCAGCAUCCUUUCUUUGACUUAUUAAAAAAUAAAUAAAUCAGAAAUCUUAUAUAUUUCUCUGAGAAGACUACAUAGACUGUGUCAGUUAACAGAGCUAGCAUGAGAUUUUUGUAAACUUUAAUUUAUUUUGUACAGUUAAGUUUAAAUAUGUCCAUAUGUUUUGUAUCACUGCCAUGUUUAUCUUGUUGGUCAGUCAUGGUUUUAAUCAUGGAUACCAAAAUGUAAAAAUGAAAAGUAACAACUAUUUUGAAA
This is a messenger RNA of Chelonia mydas (Green sea turtle), 4423 nucleotides long. It is a transcript of the gene CLK4, whose product is annotated as CDC like kinase 4. The record is from RefSeq and is a predicted model, not a curated record. Gene Ontology annotation, molecular function: ATP binding; protein tyrosine kinase activity. Bases 2765 to 4207 code for a protein of 480 amino acids. The transcript is spliced from 13 exons. NCBI's taxonomy places the organism in Eukaryota, Metazoa, Chordata, Testudines, Cheloniidae. Gene Ontology annotation, cellular component: nucleus. Gene Ontology annotation, biological process: protein phosphorylation; regulation of RNA splicing.